UUUUUUAACAGUUUUUGGUAAGGCAGUCAAGGUACAUUCUUAUAUCAAUCAAAGGGCAUUGUUGUUGAAUAUGAUGAGGAGAUACUCAAAGCAAAGAAAUUUGGUAAAACCCGCCAAGACAAGAUUCGCAACAGCUUUUUUGACUUUGUAUAGUUUUUAUAAGCAAAAGAAAAAUUUGAGAACUUUGUUUAUGUCAACUGAAUGGAAUGAGAGUAUCUAUUCAAAGGAAACUCUUGGUAAAGAAGUUGCAAGACACAUCAUUAGUCCAUUUUUUUUGGAAUGGCGUUGUUCAAGCACUUAGAGUUGGUGGUCCUUUAAUUCAUGUACUUCGUAUGGUGGAUGGGGAGAAAAAACCACCAAUGGGUUACAUUUAUGAAGCCAUGGACAGGGCCAAAAAAAGUAUUGAAAAGGCAUUCAAUUAUGAUACAAGAAAAUAUAAGAGUGUUUUUGAAAUCAUUGAUGCAAGGUGGACAAAUCAACUUCAUCAACCUUUGCAUGCAGCGGGACACAUUUUGAACCCAGGGCUCUAUUAUAAAAAUAAUGACAUGAAAAUUUUAACUGAAGAUGUGUGGCAGGGAUAUCAUAAAUGUGUUGAGAGGAUGAUCCCAGAUAAAAAUUUGCAAGACAAAAUAGGGGAGGAGCUUGGUGUGUACAUGAAAGCGGAUGGCCUACUUGGAAUUGAAUCAACCAUUAGAGCUAGAACCUUAAGGUCACCAGUUGAAUGGUGGAUGCAAUAUGGUCAUAAUGUCCCAAACUUGCAACAGUUUGCUAUUAGAGUGCAAAGUUUAACUUGUAGCGCAUCCGGUUGUGAGAGAAAUUGGAGCGUGUAUGAACAUAUUCAUAGUAAAAAGAGAAAUAGGCUUGAGUUGACACGCCUCAAUGAUCUAGUGUUCAUCAAAUAUAAUAGAACAUUGGCGCGUCGUUACAAUGCUCGUAAUACCAUUGAUCCAAUUUUGUUGGAUAGUAUUGAUGAGGCAAAUGAAUGGUUAACCGGAGCACCCCAAGAUCACCAAGAUGAAGAAGUGUAUGAAGGAGAAAGUCUCACUUAUGGUGAUGUUUCUAUGGCAAGUGGUGUUGAGGAGAAUAUUUAUAGUUUUAGGGGGAGUACUUUAAGGGGCAAUGAAAGAGGAGCUAGAGGUUCCAGUUCAAGUCGAAACCUUGUUGAUGAGCCUUCUGAUGAUGAAGAAGAUGAUGACCAAGUAGAACCCUUGGUUAUGGCACUUGAAGAGUUUGAGGAUCUUGUUGAAGAAUAGGAGUUUGAUUCUUUUGUGAUUUAAUUAUGUUUUUGAUUUUUUGCUUUAUAUGUUAUGACUUAUGAGUAUUAUUGACUA
Molecule: messenger RNA, 1331 nt
Organism: Solanum stenotomum
Lineage: Eukaryota; Viridiplantae; Streptophyta; Magnoliopsida; Solanales; Solanaceae
Exons: 3
Coding region: 207-1253 (348 amino acids)
Molecular function (GO): protein dimerization activity
Source: RefSeq, a predicted model, not a curated record